Molecule: messenger RNA, 2248 nt
Organism: Scomber scombrus (Atlantic mackerel)
Lineage: Eukaryota; Metazoa; Chordata; Actinopteri; Scombriformes; Scombridae
Gene: fh
Product: fumarate hydratase
Exons: 1
Coding region: 44-1552 (502 amino acids)
Biological process (GO): fumarate metabolic process; malate metabolic process; tricarboxylic acid cycle
Cellular component (GO): mitochondrion; tricarboxylic acid cycle heteromeric enzyme complex
Molecular function (GO): fumarate hydratase activity
Source: RefSeq, a predicted model, not a curated record
CAGUGUGAAGGACUGCGUUGACCUCCCCCCGGAUUCACCUCUAAUGCGAGCCAUGUUUCGGUCUCUGAAACGCGUCCAGCAGUUUAACUGCAACCUCCUGACUUUGCAAAGAGUCAGCGUCAACUCUAAACUCCUUAUCUGCACGUCCAGAAUGGCCAGCUCUGAGUUCAGGCUCGAGAGGGACACCUUUGGUGAGCUCAAGGUCCCAGCUGACAAGUACUACGGUGCUCAGACAGUCAGAUCUACUAUGAACUUCAAAAUUGGGGGACCAUCUGAGAGAAUGCCGCUCCCAGUGAUCAAGGCCUUCGGUAUCCUGAAAAAAGCAGCCGCUCAGGUUAACACGGACUACGGCCUUGACCCAAAGAUAGCAGAUGCAAUCAGUCAGGCUGCAGAUGAGGUUUCAGCUGGCAAACUGGAUGAUCAUUUCCCUCUGGUGGUGUGGCAGACUGGAUCUGGAACUCAGACCAACAUGAACGUCAAUGAGGUGAUCAGCAACAGAGCUAUUGAGAUCCUUGGAGGAAAACUAGGCUCCAAAGAUCCCGUCCACCCUAAUGACCACGUCAACAAGAGUCAGAGCUCCAAUGACACCUUCCCCACUGCCAUGCACAUUUCUGCAGCUACAGAGGUCCACCAGGUCUUGCUGCCUGGUCUGCAGACUCUGCACGAUGCGUUGGCUGCUAAGGCUGAAGAGUUUAAAGACAUCAUCAAGAUUGGGCGCACACACACUCAGGAUGCUGUACCACUGUCACUCGGACAGGAGUUCGGUGGUUAUGUCCAGCAGGUGAAAUACAGCAUAGAAAGAGUGAAGUCGGCCAUGCCCAGGGUGUAUGAGCUGGCAGUAGGAGGCACAGCAGUAGGAACAGGACUCAACACCCGCAUCGGCUUUGCUGAGAAGGUAGCCUCCACUGUUUCCUCUCUGACAGGCCUGCCAUUUGUGACAGCUCCCAACAAGUUUGAGGCUCUGGCAGCCCAUGAUGCCUUAGUAGAGCUGAGCGGGGCACUGAACACAGUGGCUGUCAGCAUGAUGAAGAUUGCCAACGAUAUUCGCUUCUUGGGGUCAGGACCCCGCUCUGGCCUGGGAGAGCUCAUCUUACCUGAGAAUGAACCAGGAAGCAGUAUCAUGCCAGGUAAGGUGAACCCUACCCAGUGUGAGGCCAUGACCAUGGUGGCAGCCCAGGUAAUGGGAAACCAUGUGGCGGUCACCAUCGGAGGAAGCAACGGACACUUUGAACUUAACGUCUUCAAGCCUAUGAUGAUCAAGAAUGUGCUAAACUCUGCUCGGCUAAUCGGCGACGCAUCCGUCUCCUUCACCAACAACUGUGUGGUGGGCAUCGAGGCCAACACCGAGAGGAUCAACAAGCUUAUGAAUGAAUCUCUGAUGUUGGUCACCGCACUCAACCCACACAUCGGCUACGACAAAGCAGCCACCAUCGCCAAGACAGCACAUAAGAAAGGCUCGACCCUGAAGGCUGUGGCUGUGGAGCUGGGCUACCUGACCGAGGAGCAGUUUGACCAGUGGGUGAAACCAAGUGAAAUGCUGGGGCCAAAGUGAACAGCACAAGAAACACUACCAAACAAAGAAAGUGGGGAAACUGAGUUUUCCCCAAUUUUGAACUGUAGCUUUUGAACUGUAUGUACAAAACAUGCUCUGAAUCCUUCUUAAAUUAAUUCAUCUCUUAAAUAAAUAUUUUGAGAAUCCUUUGCAGUUGUUUGAUGCAGACCUCUUACUGUCUGUUUUACUGGUUUAUACUGGUAUGUUAUAUCUGGGCAAAGUUCUAUUGAGAUUUAAGAGUUUGAUUUAAUGUCUUACACUUGUUAGUCCUGUUAAUACAGUAAGUCACACAUACUUGGGAGAGGGAUUUCCAAUCACACGACUAAAUCAACGGACUGUAUUAAAUGGGUUAGUCACGUCUCUGUAAUUCUUACAUUGAAGUGUUCUGUCAGGUUUAUUUAUCCAUUGAUACAGUUAUACCUGUUGUGUUAAUAUCAAAAAAUUGAUUUCCACCAUCAAUUCCAUUUUUCAGUGUAGAAACAGCAUUUGUGUAUUUGUACAUCAGCUACCUGGUUUCAUAUUUUAAAAUGCAUGUGAUUCUCAUUAUUUUGUACCUUCAAAGCAAUUCAGAUUUUAACAUUGUGCCAUCCCAAAAGGUGUCACGAUAGAUUACUGUAACAUGUUCAGGUUUACAGUAUGUGUGCCAUUUGUGCAGCUUUCCAGUUCAAAUAAAUGUGUUCAUUAAGUGCAACUAUA